CGGAAAUUUCUGACCCGCACUGACUCCGCAGGUGUAGCUCAUUAGCAUAGGCCCGUGAUCCUUUUAACAAUGACGUCACACAAACGCAAAAAACAAAAACAAAAACCAUCCAAAUGGCACCGCUAGUAAAGAUUAAAGAAUUACGUAAAACUGCAUCUACAGUACGGCAGUUGGUUUACCUUGUCUACCAAAUAUUGAGCAAAUAAAUUAUACCAACAAACUGUUUUGGAAUACUAUACAGUAUUUUAUGAAGAAUACAAACAAAACGCUGGAUGUUCAUUGUGACGCUUACAUUCAACUUAUUUUCACCCCUUAACUCGUGAAUUUAUCUUGUGCAAAAAAAUCAAACAGUACCCCAAGAAAUUUUCAAUCAUUUUUUCUGUAUCAAUGAAAUGCAUUAUGGGAAGAUGCAUUGUGUAUUUGUAUUAUUAAAAUGUUCCCUGCCAUCUCUCCCAAUUAACAUGCAUAAUGGACUUUGGUGGCUAUCCGUGGUAAUGAAUGAGUUUUUGAGGACACUCUAAGAUACAGUAUUACUAACACCCUUUGCACAUUCAAACAGGACCAAUGUGUCCAUUCACAAUGCAGAGCACUACAUUGUGGAUAGAAGGUGAUUAUGAAUACAGUCCCAUAUUCAACCUCUUGGUGCUUAUAAUACAUUAAAAGCAUGUGCCCAAAAUACAUUAAACUGUGCCAUGUUCUUUCAGUCUCUAUUUCGAGAUGUGAGGCCCUAUUUUAGGUAGGCAGGUGCACAUGCGCUCAGUAUAAAAAUUGGCACAUCUUUAUUUUCGCGCAGUGGCAAGUCUAGUUUACCAUCAUCACGGGGAAUAUAGCAGACCGCACUGCACCUCACUGGAUGUUUGAAGGGUGUUUUUUUUAAUUAUACGCCCACAGCUCACCUGACGGUUUCUUGACAGAAAGUAGCCUCGAAUUUAUGCCAGCUAAAAGCCGGUUUAACCUUUGUCACAGGUGGUGCAACGUGAUUUUGGUUGAUUUGAUCGAUGCAGUGGUAGACAGAUCCUGAGCUCCGCGCAUGUGUGUGAUGGAUGUCCUCGUAUUUCAUUACAAAAUAUGACAGCAGAGUAGGAAAAUUCCUCUGAAUUAUUGUAGAAAUUAAUUCAUUCAACAAAUUAUUUCUAUCAACACCAUUUGAAUAUUUUUAAGGCACCUGCAGUACAACUACAGGGGAGGUUGUCACACACAGACGCAGGAUCGGUAUUAGAAGGCGGUAAAAUUUACAUAAUUCGCAAGUGGAGAUCUUCUUGCAUUUCCUUUGAAAUUACAGAAAAGUACUUUGUGCACGCUGAUCUCCUGCGUCUUCAUGCCAUGUAGACUAUACUCCCUGUUCUGGACUGAAUUUUAGGAAAUGAAUGGACCGGAGUCAACAUUCCCUCCCACAACAGCAGAAACACUCCCGUCUACUAGCGCCGGAAGAAAACUCCCAACCAUGCACACAGUUAAACUGUGAUUUGUGUUAGACUUUUGCUGGGCACGAAAAUAGUGCCGAAGCUUGUUUUGUUUACAGUUCAGAACUGUCUCUGUGCUCCUACCAGGACCCAAAUGGAGGCUCACUGUACAUUAACAUAUGCAGCUGGAAGCGUGUACCAGCAUCCCAGGAUUCCAAUAAGCCAAUACCUGUGUAUGCUGGAAGCCUGGAAACACACAAAGAUGAAGGUGCUUACACAGUGCUGGACAUAGCAUUUAACCCUGAGGUGCUCGAGGACUGUAAAAAAGACGAGGCUGGGAUGGACCAGGUCUACAUGUUAGCUCUAAGCUUUGCCCAGCAGCAGCAUGGACUCAUGUUGUCUCAGCAGUAUAAUGUCGUUAGCCUUUGCCCCAAAAAUGGCCCAGAGGACUUGCGCCGCCGCCUCGGCUUCCAACAGCAGCGACUGACGACAGACAAACAGUCAAAUGCAGCCAGUCAGAGCCCGGAAUCUCUCCUGGAGCAGAUCAACUCUCUGCGGCUGGCCAAAGAUGACACAGGGCCGCCGGUUGAAAUCGUCUGUCAGCCAGCCGUUCGCAAAAAGGGCUUGAUUGAGGUAAUCUCCUCCACCACGUUCGAGCAGCCCGAGAAGCCCGAGUAUCGACUCGAGGUGAAGACCCUUGAUGAGGGAUUUCCAUGCAAGCUGGAGCUGACUGUAGAGCUGCCCAAGAUUAGCUCCAUGUCGGAGUGGCAGCUUAAGAUGUCCAAGGAUGAUGCCAUGUUAGAGGUGGAGGACAUCUACUACCUGCUGGUGGACUUCCCAAGCGCUGUAAAUGAAAACAGCGCCGUUGCCAUCUUUAACAAGCGGAGGCGGAGACUCACGGUGACGGCGGAUAUUUUAUGACAUCUGCGGACUGGGAAAGAUUAACGUGAAAGUCAAAAUAAAAUACUGAAAAAUGCGACAGGUCGGUAGAAUUGUUCAAGGGGGGAAAAGGCAGGCGGACAGACAGACAGAUUGAUUUGGGUACAACAUCUCUGAUUCUGUGGCACAUAUUGGUAUGAGCUAACAGUGCCUCCAAUAAGUGACACACCCGAUUGCACAAAAUUGCAGCGCAGUUCAUUUUCACCUUUUAGUACGAAGGAGUAUUAUGCAAGUAAAUUCAUUUAGCCUGCACAUUGUGAUUUAUCAGACCUAUGCACUUGUUUUUCGGAUCUGCGGUCCCAAGUUUGAAAGGCAAUGUUACACAGAAUAGGCAUAUGCAGGAGAUCUGAUUUCCAUGCACUCUGGGUGAAUUAAAUCCAACAAAACGUUGGUAGGCCCCCAAAUUACUGGAGCGACAGAUUUUUUUGUAAUCGUCAUGCCCUUUCUGUAUAAGACGUUUUAGCUUCUGUACAUGCAAAACACGCUAACCACUGGACCACUUUGACAUCACAGUGCAGAGGUACCAGGUUCAUUUCCAGCUUCGGCCUCCCUGUGUGGAGUUUGCGUGUUCUCUCCGGGUACUCCGGUUU
Molecule: messenger RNA, 2932 nt
Organism: Hippocampus zosterae (dwarf seahorse)
Lineage: Eukaryota; Metazoa; Chordata; Actinopteri; Syngnathiformes; Syngnathidae
Gene: pih1d2
Product: PIH1 domain containing 2
Exons: 4
Coding region: 1743-2324 (193 amino acids)
Biological process (GO): box C/D snoRNP assembly; rRNA processing
Cellular component (GO): R2TP complex; ribonucleoprotein complex; cytoplasm
Source: RefSeq, a predicted model, not a curated record